GAAUACGAUACAUUUAGUUAUCGUUUGCUUUAAAUAUAAUUACGAAAAUAUAAUUAUUUGUUGCAGGUUUUUCUGUGAGAUCCCGCCUAAUAAGAAACAAACUUUUGACGAAUAGUGCAUAGUAGCACUACUUUUUUUAUCUAAAACUAUGGUUUUAUCUGAAAUAUUCUUCUUGAUAAUAAAUUGUUAUUCACGUGAUAAGUAAAACGUUUAUGCUAAAAUUUUCUACUUAAUAAUUUUCAUUAAAUUGUUAUAAAAAUUUACAAAUUUAAAAUACUGUAGGAAAAAUCUAAUUAUUCUGAUGUCAAUUAUUAUUUUCUAAUAUUAAAGAAAUAUCAAUUUCAUAGUUUGUAAUUGUUGUCUAAGGACCUUACUGUACCAUUAUUGGUUAUGAAAAUACUUACAGGGUCAAAUAAUUAAUUAGGUUUUCAAAUAAAAUUGUUCAGCUAUGAAUUUUUUAAGAAAACAACAAUUAUACAUUUUACUUCAUAAAAUAUAUUCUUCAAGUGAGCUGAAGGGUAAUCAAAAGUUACUAUCAUCAACUUUACCUCAUGAAAAUUCUAAAGAACCUUCAAAAAUAAAUGGUAGAGCUGCUAGUAUUGAACAAAAACGUAUAAUUACAGAUUUUGUGAGUAAUAAAGAAAUAUAUGAUUGGGAAAUAGUAUGCAAUGAUGUAUUGGCUAUAUCUAAGGGAUAUAUUAAUCAAAAAAAUAUAAAUGGAUGUAUUUUAGAAGCUUGUGCUCAUAAUAAACGUUUAGAUUUAGCUAAAACAUUCAUGAAAUAUAUUAAAAAAAAUGAAAAAAUCAAUAUAGGAAUAGAACUAUUAUUUUUUCGUGCAUGUUAUGCAUCAAGAAAUCAGUUGACAGAUGAAGAAUGCAAAAAUAUUGAAUCUCGUUGUGAUUAUUUAUUCAAAAAAUAUUCAAAUUUACUCAGUGGUACUGUUUUUGAAGGUUUAGUGAUAGGAUUGUGUUGUACUUCGUCUUGGCAUAAAUGUUUUGAUUAUUUAAAAUCAUUUAAUAAUAAUAAAGAUAUCACAGGCAACACAUAUAGUGUUCUUAUUCAAAAAGCUUUUGAAGAAGGAGAAAUUGAUUUGGGUUGGAAUUUAAUCAAUCAAAGUUAUAAUCCAAACAUUGAGCACUCAACUGAAGUAUUUCAGUCAUGGUUUAAUUUAUGUAAACAAAACUUAAAUAUUGAAUACUGGAAAAUAUUAGAUUUUUUAAAAGAAACAGAGUAUGUUAUACGUGAAGACUUAGCAAAUUUAUUGAAAAAUAAUCUUAAAUCAUUAGGUUGUACAGUCAAUGAUACCAAAAUAAUUCAUCAAAUAGGCCAAUGUAAUGUUUGUAAAAAAAUUUUGAAACCAGUUGAAGUUACUAAUAAUGAAUUCAAACAGUUAAAUGAAUGUUUCAUGAAAAACGUGAUGAUUCAAAACAAUAUUUUCAAAAAUUCAACACCAACAGAAUUGCAAACUUUUGAAGAUUUCAUUAAAAACUCAAGUCCAUAUGAUGUAGUAGUAGAUGGCUUAAAUGUAGCAUAUGCUUAUCGUGGAAAAUUAAAUAAUAAUUCUUUAAUUACCACUGUUAUGAAAAUACUUAUUGAUAAAAAGUUGAAGGUACUUUUAAUUGGUCGUGCACAUUUAAUCCAAAAUCUUGGAAGAAACUUGGAUUAUAUAAAGAAUAAUGCUCAUAUUUUCCUAACUAAUGAUUUAUCAAAAGAUGAUCCAUUUGUGUUGUAUGCAGCUAUGUAUAGUGGUCUUGGAACAAAAAUACUGACAAGAGAUUUGAUGCGAGGACAUAAAUUUCUUUUAGGUGAAACUGUAAUGAAAAGCAUUUUUCAACGAUGGUUACAGAAACAUAGACUAGGAUUAAAAAUUCGCCCAGGGAAUAAUGUUAAAGUGACUGAACCUUUAUUUUAUUUACAAACUACUCAAGUACAUGAUGAUGGAACUUGGCAUGUACCCUAUAAUGAAAAAAAAAAACCAGGGGUAUGGUCUAAACCAGAUUCAACACCUGAUAAAUGGAUGUGUAUUCAAACUAAAAUAAAUUUAUAGUUUUUAUUAAAUAAAUUGUAUAUAUUAUAUGAAUUGUCAAUUUAUAAUAGUCCAGAUAAGUUAAGAUAUAUUUAAUAUAAAUGAUUAAUAUAUUAA
Messenger RNA from Daktulosphaira vitifoliae (grape phylloxera), 2143 nucleotides. It is a transcript of the gene mldr, whose product is annotated as mitochondrial ribonuclease P catalytic subunit. The transcript is spliced from 7 exons. Gene Ontology annotation, cellular component: mitochondrial ribonuclease P complex; mitochondrion. The coding region runs from base 449 to 2047 and encodes 532 amino acids. The record is from RefSeq and is a predicted model, not a curated record. Gene Ontology annotation, molecular function: protein binding; ribonuclease P activity. NCBI's taxonomy places the organism in Eukaryota, Metazoa, Arthropoda, Insecta, Hemiptera, Phylloxeridae. Gene Ontology annotation, biological process: tRNA 5'-leader removal; mitochondrial tRNA 5'-end processing.